Strongylocentrotus purpuratus (purple sea urchin) is the source of this 3502-nucleotide messenger RNA. RefSeq names its product MAGUK p55 subfamily member 6. Gene Ontology annotation, molecular function: protein binding. Lineage: Eukaryota; Metazoa; Echinodermata; Echinoidea; Camarodonta; Strongylocentrotidae. The coding region runs from base 135 to 1844 and encodes 569 amino acids. The transcript has 13 exons. The record is from RefSeq and is a predicted model, not a curated record. Gene Ontology annotation, cellular component: cell-cell junction; plasma membrane.
AUCCAGGUAGAUGUUGCUAAGAUACAGUAUGUAAAGCUUCAUUUGAGCAACUGAACCUGGAUCUUUAUUAUUUUGUUUGCUGUUUGCAUUGAUCGCUGAACACUACUCUUACUGGUUCUGAGAGGUCCUUUUGAAUGACUCUUCUUAAUGAAACAGAGAGAGAGAAUGACAUCAUGCCUGCUACAGACGGUUCAUCAGAAUCUGGUCAAGAGGCGAUAGAUGCAAUGGUAGAUAGCCUGGAUAUGCUGGGAAACUCUACUCAUGCACAGAGUGUUGAUUUACUCUUCCUUAAAGAAGUCAUGAAAAGCAGACUUAUGAAGAAUCUUAUCAAGGCUCAUGAUACUCUUGAAGACACAGAACUCAAGCCACAUAGAAUGGAUAGUCUAGGCCUAGCAGCGGAUAUCAUGGCGGAGUUAACUCAAAUCAUUGGUUGUGAUAAUGGUGCUGCUGAGCUAGCUGGUAUACUACAAGAUCUUAACUUUAUUUCGUUACUGAGAACACAUGAUGACAUAGCAACAGGGAAUCUGGGUUCAUCUGAGUUUGAAGACCACACCCAAGAUUACUACACCCCUGACUUCAACCCAACAGGGGAUGCCAUCCGCAUGGUAGGCAUCAGGAAGUCUAGGGAUGAACCACUGGGUGUUACAUUUAAGGUAGAGGAUGGAGAGAUAGUAGUAGCUAGAAUAUUACAUGGAAGCAUCAUUGAUAAACAAGGUUUAUUACAUGUAGGUGAUAUCAUUCAAGAGGUGAAUGAUCAAGAUGUAAGCAACGACCCAGACCUAUUGAGGAAACAUAUCAAGAAAGCAGAAGGGAGAGUCACAUUGAAGAUUCGUCCAAGCUAUCAAGACUGUAUUAUGUUACCUCCAAUUUAUGUGCGUGCAUUCUUUGACUACGAUCCUUCCCAAGACACCUUGUUGCCAUGUCAGGAGGUUGGCUUGCCAUUCAGGAGAGGAGAUAUCCUGUGUGUGGUGGAGAGAGAUGAUAUGGAAUGGUGGCAGGCCUAUGUAGUAGGAGAGGAAGGACAGUCAGGUCUUAUACCAAGCCAAGAUCUAGAGGAAAGAAGGAGAGCGUUUGUACCUCAUGAAAACAUCUAUACAAGUGAAUUUAUUGCCUGUGGAUUGGUGAAAUCAAAGAAGAAGAAACGUGAGAAGUACGAGACGAGAAAGAAUCAUCAGUUUGACCGAUCGGACAUCGUGAUCUAUGAAGAGGUUCAAGAGAUGCCACCGUUUCAGAGGAAGACCAUCGUUCUUCUUGGUGCUCAAGGGGUUGGUAGAAGGACGCUCAAGAACAGACUCAUAGAACAUGAUUCAUCCAAGUUUGAUGUACCUAUUGCACACACAACAAGGCUUCCAAGAGAGGGAGAGAAGAGCGGUGUUGAGUAUCACUUCGUCCUUCGCAGUGAUAUGGAGCAAGACAUCCUUAACCAUAACUUCUUAGAGUACGGGGACUUUGCUAACAACCUCUAUGGCACGACCUUUGACUCUAUCCGAGCGGUCAAGCAGAAAGGUCAAAUGUGUGUGCUAGAUGUCAACCCUCAGACAUUGAAGCUGCUGAGGAACAGUGAAUUCUUGCCUUAUGUGGUGUUUGUAUCAUCCCCUGAUCUAGAGACACUCAGGAUAUUACAUGAAGCAGCAGCAUCAUCAGAAAAACAAGUCGAUGAUGCUGACUUGCAGAAGACGGUCGAGGAGAGCGCUCGUAUCGAGAGACAGUACAGUCAUCUCUUUGACUUCACCAUAGUGAACAGUAAUCUCAAUGAAUCAUGUCAGCAGCUGUGUGGCGCCCUCACUGCUCUGGCUCAUCAACGGCAAUGGGUACCUAUCGAUUGGGUCUAUGAUGCUCCCUGACACCCACCCAAACAAUGUAUGGACAGUGGUGGAGAUGGUGCACAUAAUAAUUCCUCAAUGCACUCACUGGUAGAUGAGGAGGAAUAGACACAGACUGAGCUACGCAGAGAUGGUGGAGAUGGUGCACAUAAUAUUCCCUCAAUGCACUCACUGGUAGAUGAGGAGGGAUGAUCACACACUGGACUACGCAACAUGCUGAUAGGCACACACAGCAAAGACGAUAGACACCAGAGACGUCAAUGAAGAAUCUAGUGAAGAUGGUGCACACAAUGUUUCUUCAAUGCACUCACCUAAAGGACAAUGGAUUGGGAUAAAACUACAUACUAUAGUUCAAGGCCACAUGAUUUACAGCAAAGAGCACAGGGAAGCAGAGAAUGUGGUGAUGGAGAUAGUGCACACAUUACUUGCACAUUUAGUGAUCCAAAGAUUGGGAGAGGUUUGUAGUGAGCUGAGAUUGCAAGGAUUGCUCUUUACUAAGAGCCCCAAAUAACCAGAAUAUGAAAAUAAUUAUGAUUUCUGCAACAUUCUGUGAAUUGUUCAGUUUGAUAAUUGUGUCUCUGAUGGUUUAAUCUUCCCUGGAUUACAUGGGGAUAAAUAGGCCUAGGUUCAUAUAUACUCUAGAAUUAAGUGAUAGACCGAACUACCCAAAACCCAAAUACAUAAAACCAACCAAAACCCAUCAUUUUUCCUAACCGACCUUUUGCUAGCAUCUUCCCAUAUAUAAGCUAUGUGAAAUAUUGCUAGUGUUUUUAUCCCAUUAUUGUUUUGAGAAUGUAAUAUACAGUGUAAACACUAAUCAUGCACCUUGAUAAAACAAAUAUGUACAAUAGACUUGAAAAGUGUUCAAAAGUUUCAAACUAACAUUUGUAUCAACAUGACAAGAUAUCAAACUUUGUUAGAUUCCCAAAAGGAAUGUACAAAAUUAAAAACUCUUUUCCUCUCUUCUAAAGAGGUAAUCCAUAUGUUUUGACCAAUGUAUCAUUUCAUUCUCGAGUUAAUGAAUAGUGCUGAAAUAUUGAACUCUGUGUAUAUUUUCUUUACUAAUGUAUCGUCCACUCAUGGUAGAAGUGCAUAUUUUAGUCUACCAGUGAUCAAAGUAUUGGUAUUGAUAGAUCUGGGUUCAGGAAGAAAUUAUUACCUUUGGUAAGAUGAAUUUGAACAAUUAUUUGAAAUGAAAUGAUAUACAGAGUAGUAGUAAGGAAUGAAAAGAUAAGAUUCUUUCAUCCAAUUCCCAUGUAGUUAAGGAGCUAAAUUCCUUUCUAAGUGAGAUUUUAAUAAACCUGCAAAUAGACUUUUGUGACAAUCUGUAUUUCCUCAGGGUUUCGUUAGAGUUUGUAUUCAAUGUUAAUAUAUGCAAGGUACAUUUUUCUUUGAUGUUGUAUUAAUAUAAUAUUUUUUGUUACUGUGAAAUAGUGUUAGACCUGUUUGUUGAGCUCAUGUUGUGUAUAUUUUGGAGAUGCAUUUAGCUUGUCAUGACACCUUCUAGUGCAAUAGAACUUUAAAAUAGAAAAAAUAGAAUAAAUAUGAAUUUCUGCCCUGCUUUUAGCACCGAGUGUUAAAGUGGUUUAGAAUUAUGUAACCACAAGCUUUGACAUGUCACCAUGUUUAUUAUUUUAAAUUAUUAUUUUAUUUUCAUCCUACAUGUUAUCCUGCAUGUG